AUGGCGAGUAUUAAAAGAAUAACAACAAACAUUUUCGAUUGCCUGACUUCCGACUACCCAUGUUAUUGUGACACGGUUUGUUCCGGCUGGUUAGGUUCGUUUUCCGACCAUUUCCUUGCCGCAGAAAGUUCAAACGUAGGUUCCAGUCAUUUCCCGGCCGUUCCCUGUAAACUUCGGGCUGGAAACGGUCAGGAACUAAUCGGAUAUUUCCUGUGCAAUUCCGACUGGAAUCCGGCGGCAAGGAACCUGCUGGAAUCGUCGAAAACUGUGCCGGAAUCGAGAAGAGCUGUACCGGAACCGACUCAGAUUUCAAUGGAUCCAGUCGCCGGAAUGAUCGACCUGGAACUGGCCAUAUUACUUUUUGGAUCUGUUAUCGACACGUUGGGGGAAAAGGAUGGAGAUGCAUAUAUUAUCAAGGAAAUUUUAUUAAUAGAGCAAAAGCCAAACGGUGUCGCCGCUUCUUCAUGGAUAAGUCAAUUUGUCAAUCUCGAUUUGAGACGUUUGGAUGAUGCAAGCCCGAUUGAUUAUACACCAUUGACAAAUAAAAAGCUGAGAGCAACGAAAUCAAGCCCAAAGGCGUUUGGAGAAGACCUCAGCGAUGAUGAUGAUGAUCCUAUUCUGUUAUCAACUGAUUGA
This is a messenger RNA of Adineta ricciae, 636 nucleotides long. NCBI's taxonomy places the organism in Eukaryota, Metazoa, Rotifera, Eurotatoria, Adinetida, Adinetidae. The record is from the annotation of a GenBank genome assembly.